AUGGACGUGGACGUGGACGUGGACGUGACGUGGACGUGGACGUGGACGUGGACGUGGACGUGGACGUGGACGUGGACGUGGACAUGGACGUGGACGUGGACGUGGACGUGGACAUGGACGUGGACGUGGACAUGGACGUGGACGUGGACGUGGACUGGACGUGGACGUGGACGUGGACGUGGACGUGGACGUGGACGUGGACGUGGACAUGGACGUGGACGUGGACGUGACAUGGACGUGGACAUGGACGUGGACGUGGACGUGGACGUGGACGUGGACAUGGACGUGGACAUGGACAUGGACGUGGACGUGGACGUGGACAUGGACGUGGACAUGGACGUGGACGUGGACGUGGACGUGGACGUGGACAUGGACGUGGACGUGGACGUGGACAUGGACGUGGACGUGGACGUGGACGUGGACGUGGACGUGGACGUGGACGUGGACGUGGACGUGGACGUGGACGUGGACGUGGACAUGGACGUGGACGUGGACGUGGACGUGGACGUGGACGUGGACGUGGACGUGGACAUGGACGUGGACGUGGACGUGGACGUGGACAUGGACGUGGACGUGGACGUGGACGUGGACGUGGACGUGGACGUGGACGUGGACGUGGACGUGGACAUGGACGUGGACAUGGACGUGGACGUGGACGUGGACGUGGACAUGGACGUGGACGUGGACAUGGACGUGGACAUGGACGUGGACGUGGACGUGGACGUGGACGUGGACGUGGACGUGGACGUGGACAUGGACGUGGACGUGGACGUGGACGUGGACAUGGACGUGGACGUGGACGUGGACGUGGACGUGGACAUGGACGUGGACAUGGACGUGGACGUGGACGUGGACGUGGACAUGGACGUGGACAUGGCGUGGACGUGGACGUGGACGUGGACGUGGACGUGGACAUGGACGUGGACGUGGACGUGGACAUGGACGUGGACGUGGACGUGGACGUGGACAUGGACGUGGACGUGGACGUGGACGUGGACGUGGACAUGGACGUGGACAUGGACGUGGACGUGGACGUGGACGUGGACGUGGACGUGGACGUGGACGUGGACGUGGACGUGGACGUGGACGUGGACAUGGACGUGGACGUGGACGUGGACGUGGACAUGGACGUGGACGUGGACGUGGACAUGGACGUGGACAUGGACGUGGACGUGGACGUGGACGGGACGUGGACGUGGACGUGGACGUGGACGUGGACGUGGACGUGGACGUGGACGUGGACGUGGACGUGGACGUGGACGUGGACGUGGACGUGGACGUGGACAUGGACGUGGACGUGGACGUGGACGUGGACGUGGACGUGGACGUGGACGUGGACGUGGACGUGGACGUGGACAUGGACGUGGACGUGGACGUGGACGUGGACAUGGACGUGGACGUGGACGUGGACAUGGACGUGGACAUGGACGUGGACGUGGACGUGGACGUGGACGUGGACAUGGACGUGACGUGGACGUGGACGUGGACGUGGACAUGGACGUGGACGUGGACAUGGACGUGGACGUGGACGUGGACGUGGACAUGGACGUGGACGUGGACAUGGACGUGGACGUGGACGUGGACAUGGACGUGGACGUGGACAUGGACGUGGACGUGGACGUGGACGUGGACGUGGACGUGGACGUGGACGUGGACAUGGACGUGGACGUGGACGUGGACAUGGACGUGGACGUGGACGUGGACGUGGACGGGACGUGGACUGACGUGGAUGGACGUGGACAUGGACGUGGACGUGGACUGGACGUGACGUGGACGUGGACAUGGACGUGGACGUGGACGUGGGACGUGGACGUGGACAUGGACGUGGACGUGGACAUGGACGUGGACGUGGACAUGGACGUGGACGUGGACGUGGAACGUGGACGUGGACGUGGACGUGGACGACGUGGACGUGGACGUGGAGGACUGGACGUGGACAUGGACGUGGACGUGGACGUGGACGUGGACGUGGACGUGGACAUGGACGUGGACGUGGACGUGGACGUGGACGUGGACGUGGACGUGGACGUGGACGUGGACGUGGACGUGGACGUGGACGUGGACGUGGACGUGGACGUGGACGUGGACAUGGACGUGGACGUGGACGUGGACGUGGAAUGGACUGGACGUGGACGUGGACGUGGACGUGGACAUGGACGUGGACAUGGACGUGGACGUGGACGUGGACAUGGACGUGGACGUGGACUGUGGACGUGGACGUGGACGUGGACGUGGACAUGGACGUGGACGUGGACGUGGACGUGGACGUGGACAUGGACGUGGACAUGGACGUGGACGUGGACAUGGACGUGGACAUGGACGUGGACGUGGACGUGGACGUGGACAUGGACGUGGACGUGGACGUGGACGUGGACUGGACGUGGACGUGGACGUGGACGUGGACAUGGACGUGGACGUGGACGUGGACAUGGACGUGGACGUGGACGUGGACGUGGACGUGGACGUGGACGUGGACGUGGACGUGGACGUGGACGUGGACGUGGACGUGGACGUGGACGUGGACGUGGACAUGGACGUGGACGUGGACGUGGACGUGGACUGGACGUGGACGUGGACGUGGACAUGGACGUGGACGUGGACGUGGACGUGGACAUGGACGUGGACUGGACGUGGACGUGGACGUGGACGUGGACGUGGACGUGGAGGACGUGGACGUGGACGUGGACGUGGACGUGGAGGACGUGGACGUGGACGUGGACGUGGACGUGGACAUGGACGUGGACGUGUGACGUGGACGUGGACGUGGACGUGGACGUGGACGUGGACGUGGACGUGGACGUGGACGUGGACAUGGACGUGGACAUGGACGUGGACGUGGACGUGGACGUGGACGACAUGGACGUGGACGUGGACGUGGACGUGGACGUGGACGUGGACAUGGACGUGGACGUGGACGGGACAUGGACGUGGACAUGGACAUGGACGUGGACGUGGACGUGGACGUGGAUGGACGUGGACGUGGACGUGGACGUGGACGUGGACAUGGACGUGGACAUGGACGUGGACGUGGACGUGGACGUGGACGUGGACAUGGACGUGGACAUGGACGUGGACGUGGACGUGUAUGUGGACGUGGACGUGGACGUGGACAUGGACGUGGACGUGGACGUGGACGUGGACAUGGACGUGGACGUGGACGUGGACAUGGACGUGGACGUGGACGUGGACGUGGACGUGGACAUGGACGUGGACGUGGACGUGGACGUGGACGUGGACGUGGACGUGGACGUGGACAUGGACGUGGACAUGGACGUGGACGUGGACGUGGACUGGACGUGGACGUGGACAUGGACGUGGACGUGGACGUGGACAUGGACGUGGACGUGGACGUGGACGUGGACAUGGACGUGGACGUGGACGUGGACGUGGACGUGGACGUGGACGUGGACGUGA
Molecule: messenger RNA, 3414 nt
Organism: Closterium sp. NIES-65
Lineage: Eukaryota; Viridiplantae; Streptophyta; Zygnematophyceae; Desmidiales; Closteriaceae
Source: the annotation of a GenBank genome assembly